This is a messenger RNA of Morchella importuna, 2205 nucleotides long. RefSeq lists its product as uncharacterized. Gene Ontology annotation, cellular component: actin filament; cytoplasm. Gene Ontology annotation, molecular function: actin binding; microtubule binding. The transcript is spliced from 3 exons. The record is from RefSeq and is a predicted model, not a curated record. Gene Ontology annotation, biological process: actin filament polymerization. The coding region runs from base 1 to 2205 and encodes 734 amino acids. Lineage: Eukaryota; Fungi; Ascomycota; Pezizomycetes; Pezizales; Morchellaceae.
AUGUACCACCGCCGCCGGCGCGCCCACUCCACCCCCACAGCCCCCUCCGCCCCCGCCCUCAUCGCAGCCACCACAGUCUACAACCCCUCCCCACCACCGCCGCUCGCCGCCGCCGCCGCCGGCACAGCACUCCGCCAUGCCGCGCCCUCGCCAACACCACCACCAAUCGGCAGCAUCCCCACAAAACGCAUGCUCAAGCGACGCGACAGCUACUCCUCCGCCAGCGACAGCAGGCCAGGCAUGCCGCAGCGCGCCAGCAGCACAGGCAGCCUCACGGAGCGGCGGUUCCGCAAGGAGAGGGGCAGCAGCAGCGUCAGUAGCCGGCGGGGGAGCAUUGACGCGGGAAGGACCAGUGGCGAGAUAAUCGGGCGACGGGCUAGCACUGGUGGUAGUAGUAGUAGUAGGUUUAAUAGUGCGAAUGGGGGUUCCGGCCCGCCGCCGCUAGCGAGGAAGGUGACGGCGUACCAUGAGGAGGACAGCAGCGAGGAUUAUCCGGCAGACGAUGAUAGUGAUCUGCCAUUGCCCAUCAUGCCGCCGCGGUCGCCGUCGCUCCGGGCGUUCCCUGCGACGCUGCGGGGAAGCAUGAGUAGCGGUAAUGGUAAUGGUAGUGCUAGUGGCAGCAGGCGGGUAAAGAAGCAAUUCACCCGCCCCCGCGACACAGCAUCACCCUCUUCCUCCUCCCGCGACCGCGACCGCCGCUACUCCCUCGACUAUGCCGACUCCUCCGCCUCCCUCGAAUCCAUCGCCGAAGACCCCAGCCCCAGCCCGCAACCCACCCCACACCACGCCAAGAUCCUCGAAGAGGCAGAAUCCUCCUCCGACUCCUCCUCCUCCGACACCCGCAGCAAACUCACCCUCCUCCCCCUCCCGCGCCACAGCCCCCCCGCGCGCUCCGCAUCCCCCGCGAAAUCAGCACUCAGACACGCCCCCGCCCCCUCCCUGGCCGUGAAGCCGCGCGUCAGCUUCAGCGACGAGGACUCGGUGUCUAGCUUCCCGCCGUACUCCCGCGCGCCGCUGCUGCUCGAUGACCAGUAUGGUGGUGGUGGCUUGCGCCACAUGCCGAUGUUUGGUGUGGGGGGGGUGACGGCGCCGUCGCCGCCGCCGAGUGAUUCGAGCCAGGAGAGUGUCAUUGGCCUGGAGAGCGCGCUGCGGUAUCCGAAGGGGCUGCCGCCGCUGGGGGCAGGGAGCGCGGUGAAGAGGGCGGGGGUGCCGGAGGUGAGGGUUGUGGCGGCGACGCCGGGGGAGGAGGAGAGGGAGAGGGGGAUGGUGUUGCCGGUGAUGGGGGUGGGGUGGGAUAGUGGGAGUGAGAGUGGUAGUGAUAGUGGGGAGAGUAUAUAUUCGGAUGCGUAUGAGGACUUUGUCCUGCCUUCGCCGUUGCCGUCGCCGUCAUUCGGCGGUGGGGGGGCGAUGCCGGGGAUUCUGGAGAUUGCGCCACCUCCUCCUCCUCCCCCUCCUCCUCCAGCCCCACCGGUACCAAGAUCUCCACCACCCCCACCAAAAACAGCCCCGCCACAACCAGACGAUCCACCACCCCCACCAGACUUCCUAUCACCCCGUAACCCACCACCGCCGCCGCCAGUACCGGCAAACACACUAACCCGCACACCAUCAACUACAUCCUCCAUCUCGACAACGUCAACAUCAUCCUUCCGCCGCCUCACGCCCCGGAGCCGCGGGAGGCCCGUGUCGCAUUUGCUGGCUACGAUGCGCACGCAUCCGCCGUCGUUACGUACCGGCGGCGGGAGCAGCUCGCGGGAGUUGAAGACGGCGCUCCGUGCCGGCGGGGGGAAUGGGCAUGGAGGACGCACUCGCGCUUCUCGACAGAUUCGGAUCUGCCGGUCGUUUCUGGCGGUGUUGGUGGUGGUGGUGGGAGAGGGCGGGGAGCGAGGGGACGGUGAAGCGGCGGCGGCGUGGGUUUUGGGGGUUUUUGAAGGGGAAGAGUGGUGGGGGUGUGGGGGGGAGGUUGAGGAGGAGGAGUGUGGCGGUUGGUGGGGGGAGAAGGAGUUUGGUUUGGGGUUGGAGCGGGGGGUGGGUACUAGGGGGAUGGGAGGGGUGGGGGGGAUGGGGCCGGGGGUGCUGGAUAUGAGGGGUGUGGGGACUGGGAUGGGGGUGGGGGUGGAGGGGAUGGCGGCUGGGAAAGGAAUGGAGGGGAAGGGGAAGAGGAGGAGGUUGUGGAAAGUGAGGAGGUUGCUGGGGUUGAAGUAG